GUUGUUUUUAUUUCAAGCCUGAGACUUUCAACUUUAACACCAGCAUAAUCUGUUGCAGCAAGCCCAUUCCAGUGGACUGAUAUGGAAAGUGCUACUUUAAAAAGAAAAUGGGUCAGCAGCGAUAAGAGAUGUUCGGCUGCAGGGAGGGCAGCCCUGGUACAGUCCGUCCCCGGCAGUGUUUGGGCUCCUGCUGUAUAAUUGAUCAGACCGCUGGGUGUGAAUGGCCGCUCCCUCGCAGCCAAUGGCUGAGCACCGGAUGCGAGAUAUCCGCUGCAACAACAAGCGCUCUGUUCCCCCUUCAGCUUGACGCCAUUUACAGCCCAAAUCCCGACCUCCCCUCCGGAAAGAGCAAAAAAAAAAAAAAAAAAAAACACACACACGAGAGAAAAAAGUACUUGCAAACCCCUCAGAGCCUUGCGGAUAAAACACACCGAUUUAAAAGUACUUCUGAGCCGGACUUUUUCUCCGUCUUUCCCCCCUCCUCGCUGCAGCACCGGAGGAAGUUUUGCGCUCCGCCGGUCACCGACUGAACUUCUCGCCUGGUUUAAUGCCUCGUGCUCUGGCGCAAAAAAACACGGGAUUUACGUCUUAGCGCCGCUUUCUUGUUUUUUUUUUUUUUUUUUUUUUUUCUUCGCAAAAGUGCGCUGCGGUUCGGAGACCUUUUUUUUCCUCAAUGGACUUUCUACCGACGUUUUCCCAGACUGAGUCGCCGCUGUAGGGGGAGUAAAACUCUGCUCAAACUGGAUUUAUAUCACCUAGACGGGGGCUAAAGUGUCGAAAACACGGACUUCAGAUGUGUCCCAUGCCAGCCAGAGCGGCCCUUCAGUCCCGAGAUGGAUUCCAGAAGUCAGAGCGACAGCGACGGGGGAGGAGGACUCCACGGGAGGUCACCGGCAUCGACGGACUCGCAGGACGUGCCGCAUGACGAAGGGAGACCGCAACCACGGCCUCCGCAAACCCACGAUGCUCCAUCAGAUCCUGGGUUGACCAACGGGCAGCCGCCUCAUACUCCGGCAGUGCUAUCUCUGGAUCAGAUCAGGAUAACUGGGAGUAGUAAUGAGUAUACAGAAGGGCCCACAGUGGCCCAAAGGUCGCCUGCAUCUGAGCAUCGGCAACAGAAGAGUGACUUGAAUACGUCACCCAGUUCAAGGACCAGUGAGCAGCAGGAGACUCCGGAAGAGAGGCCUAAUAAUCUCCGCAACCUGCCUUCAGUGAUUCAGUAUGGAAACACAGACAGUUCCAGGGAAGGCGUGCUGCGAUCCUCCAGUGCAGAGGACUCCCAGAGCAGCAUCAGGACCAGCGUGGGGAGCUCUUCUUCUGGCCAGAGGCUCCUCAGCAGCCCUGCAGGCAGCAACCAGAUAAUCAGAACCCAGCCGAAACGUGCAGAGCUUAGCACAGAGGAGCUGAAACCCCUGAACAAUGAGUCCAGGGCUGUGGUGGCCGUGCCAGGCAGCGGAGGCUCUAAAAAUCACCGUAUACACUCCAACAAGUGCGAGGACUGCGGUCGGUGCUGCUGCUCAGAGUGCAGUCGCCCGCGGGUGCUUCCUUCCUGCUGGAUGUGUGGUCGUCGGUGCAUGUGCUCAGCGCACAGCGUGGUGGAGAACGGGACGUGCGUCUGCUGCAUCAAGGGGCUUUUCUACCACUGCUCCAGCGACGACGAGGACACGUGCGCCGACAAGCCCUUCUCCUGCACGCAGCCGCACUGCUGCGUGCGCUGGACCACCGUGUCGCUCCUCGCCCUGCUCUUCCCCUGUCUCCUGUGCUACCUCCCAGCUAAAGGAUGUGUGGCUGUGUGCCAGUGCUGCUAUGACCGAGUCACACGACCCGGCUGUCGGUGUUAAAAUGCAGAAGGAUGGAGAGACUCCAUGUUGACUGAACUGAUAGAUGUUUUUUGGCCCUGUAGUCGUCUAGUCGAAAGGUUGGAUUAGAGAGCUAAUGAUGCUGUGUGCUUGAGUUUUUGUGUUUGCCAUCGUCAUGCCCAUCAGAUCUGGGCUGGGAAAAAGUGAAAUUUUGCCUUAAACUUGUCAAACAGCCUUAGUAGUUGACAGAUAUUCUGGUAGAGGCACUGGAGGUGCGUCAGCACACCCUGGCAUUAUGAGUUUCACUUUAAACCAAAAUAAGCGCUCCACAUGUUAAAAGGUAUGAAUAUUCAACUACUGUUUCAUUUCUUCACUCAAGUGCCCAGAUGUGGUGUUGUUGCUAUGAGAGUCCAAAUGGAUAGCCUUUUUUUCUAACAUUUAAUACAACUUAUAUGCUAAGAACAGACUCCUAUUACUAACUGUAUGUAAAGUAGUAAAUGCAAAGGGUAUGUACAUUAGAAAAUGAGUUUGACAGAUGUUUUAUUUUUGUACAUAUAAUAAUACUUCAACUGUGAAAAAGUUUUUUCUGCCAUACCAGAGGCACCUUGAUGAAUCCACAUUUAUAUGAAUCAGUCAGCCUCAUUCACACCAUGUUUGUACAUUCACUGCAAUGUAUGUCAAUCAUUUUGUCAUUUACAAAGGAAAAGUCUUAUCCCUUCUACUUGUAAAUUGUACAGUGACCUUAUAUGAAAAAUUUAUUUUCUAAUUCCAACAUUUGCUUAGUGUAAAGUUAAAAAAAUAUAUAUUUAUUUGAAGGUUUAUUAUUUUAUAAUGAAAAAUAUUUAUUUUGAGAAAAAGGCAUCGUUAAUGUGUCACCUCUCGCGGGGCUAUUCUGUAGUGGCUGGAGAUAUCUGAGGUGACGUGUAGGAGUGUCAAAGCUGGAUGAAUAGUUCACUAUGAAUUAGAAGACAAAUAUAUUAACGUUUGAAAUUAAACAACCUUGAAGUCUGA
Molecule: messenger RNA, 2810 nt
Organism: Acanthopagrus latus (yellowfin seabream)
Lineage: Eukaryota; Metazoa; Chordata; Actinopteri; Spariformes; Sparidae
Gene: spry2
Product: sprouty RTK signaling antagonist 2
Exons: 2
Coding region: 834-1841 (335 amino acids)
Biological process (GO): negative regulation of Ras protein signal transduction; animal organ development; negative regulation of fibroblast growth factor receptor signaling pathway
Cellular component (GO): membrane; cytosol
Source: RefSeq, a predicted model, not a curated record